Messenger RNA from Girardinichthys multiradiatus, 1706 nucleotides. It is a transcript of the gene polr2m, whose product is annotated as RNA polymerase II subunit M. Gene Ontology annotation, cellular component: nucleus; intracellular anatomical structure. Gene Ontology annotation, molecular function: transcription elongation factor activity. The record is from RefSeq and is a predicted model, not a curated record. Gene Ontology annotation, biological process: intracellular signal transduction; transcription elongation by RNA polymerase II. Lineage: Eukaryota; Metazoa; Chordata; Actinopteri; Cyprinodontiformes; Goodeidae. Bases 245 to 1273 code for a protein of 342 amino acids. The transcript is spliced from 4 exons.
AGAGCGCAGUGUGUGUGAUGCUUUCACUUCCUCACACGAAGAAGAAAUAGGACCCUACUUUCAAAUGUUGUUGUGUCAUGUGUGUAUUUGAGUGAAACUUCAUCCUCAGGGCGUUUUUAAGUGUUUUUAACAACACGAAAACUGUACAUUCUCGUGUUUUUUUUAGAUCUGGGACUUGUUGAUGCUGAAAUUUAAACCUUUGUCGACUCUGUGAGGAGAUGGUUUUAUGUAGCUAAGAGUAGGGAUGUCCUCAAGGUGGACCGAGCGGCAGGGAAAGGUUGGAGACCUGAGGAACCAGAGCAUAGAGGAGCUCCAGGAGCUGCUGCUCCGGCAGCAGAAGAUCCUGUCUAAUAAAAGGUUGUUGCAGACUCUUCCAGACAAAGGGAAGAAGAACAAAGACUUUGCAGAAAAAGUGCGCCUUGCCAUUGAACAGUGCAGUGAAGAGGAGAGGAGGCAGAGCUUGGUGUCUGCUGCCAGAGCAGAGUUACAGUCCAAGUAUCACCAAGCUUUCUCCCACCAGCAACGUGCCGUACCCUUAACAUCAGAAGCUGCAUGCCUAAAUGAAGAAAGUGAGGGUGCUGCAGGUGAUGAUACACAGGAAGGGGUAAACACCUCUUUGGACAAGCAACAAGACCGGUGUGUUUCCACAGUGGAGAUCAUGAAGACAGCUACAAAUGAGGAUCCGCUGAACUGUGAUCAGACCAAAGAAAGUAAACUUGUGGAGGCCAUGGACAGAGUUUCAUUGUCUGAAACAAGUGCAGGUCAAUUUAAAGAACAAUCAGGCAUCAAGGAAAAGGAAACUUACUUUCUCCGAAAGCAGCUAGCUAAAAAACCUCACUAUGUAACCGUCCUAGAAAAAAUAGAGACGUCUGCAGCUCCCAAGAAGCACAAAUUCAGACCGAAUCAACUACCACACAAAAAUGAUGGCUCUCCAUUGGGGUCUUUGUCUCCUGGGCAGUCCUCUGAAACUGCGUCACCGCUAUCUGCUCAGGCCAGGAAGGAGCGUAACAGGAAGCACCUGGACGACAUCACUGCAGCCAAGCUCCCUCCUCUUCAUCACAGUCCAGCACAGCUUCUGUCUUUGGAUGAGUCGGCCGCACUCGUCAGAGAACAGAUAAAGAAACAGCAGGAGAUGCAGGCCAAACUGGCCGCCCAGAAACUGUCCGAAGGACUGAAGAUCUCUAUGGGGAGCUACACUCCCGAUGGUGGCCCCAUGGCUGCCUACAGAGAGGUUUACGAUGAAGGAGCCCACCUCUCCUCUGAGGAGGACUGAUCCUAGAUGGACAGCUUGGGAAAAUGGUGUAACCUUGGCAUCUGAUGGAAAGAGGCUUUGGACUUCAUCGUUUGGGAUUUCAAGACCAGGAUCUCUUAAGAGAGGAAACCAGUCUUUGCUCAGUGUGAAUAGCUUAUAACAAUCAGGUCCAGAAAGAAAAUUGUCACAAAAGUUUUGAUGGGUUCAGUUGUUGCAAAGUCUUGCUACUGUAAAAGCAUGUUCAACUGACAUGGAGUCCUAAAGUUAUAAUUUUGAAGGAGUUACUCUAGGAAAACAUUGAAACUGGUGACAUAGCAUUCUGUGUCUAGCGUUGCUUAUAUAACUGUGUGGAUGAUUACAACUUCAACAGGCACUAUGCAAAAAAAACAAAAUUUUUCUCAGACCGCAGGGCUAUAAGAUGUACAACAGAACUUAAUAAAACCUUCAUUUUUAA